ACUUCGAGACCCUUCGAUCUCCUUCCCGAACCUUCCCAUCGCAUGAACGAGGCGACCGACAUCAACAAACUCUGCGAUUCGGUCCCGGAUGACUUGGCGAAAAUCAUUCGAGAAUAUCCUGAGAUCUUCCCGGAUGACUUGCCAAGUGGAUUGCCACCCGAACGACCCCAGGACCACAAAAUCGAGCUGGAGCCCGGCGCGCAACCUACUGUACGCACGCAAUGGCACCUGACUCAGCCGGAGCUACAGGAGUUACGUAAUCAGCUGGACUACCUGCUGGCGAAAGGGUUCAUUCGGCCGAGCACGUCCCCGUUCGCAGCACCGAUCCUGUUCACGCCAAAAAAGGACGGCGGACUUCGCAUGUGUACGGACUAUCGCGCCCUUAAUCGGGUAACGAUAAAGUCGCGCUACCCAAUACCACGAACGGACAAACUGAUCGACAACCUUCGCGGAGCUCGCUACUGUUCGAAGAUCGACCUUCGUGGCGGUUACCAUCAAAUUCGAGUGUUCGCUGACGACUGCCACAAGACCGCGUUUCGUACUCGCUAUGGGAGUUACGAAUACACGGUGAUGUCGUUUGGAUUAACGAACGCCCCCUCGACGUUUCAACUCACCAUGAACGGGGUGUUCCGCGAUCUACUCGACAAAUGCGUAAUAAUUUACCUGGACGACAUCCUGAUCUACAGCAAGACCCGGGAGCAGCAUUUAAAGGAUUUGGACGCGGUUUUUCAGCGACUACAGCAGAAUCGUCUCAUCACCAAGGGCUCCAAGUGCGAGUUUUUAAAACAAGAACUGGAGUUCCUGGGGCAUGUUAUCUCCACGGAGGGGAUUCGAAUAGACCCGAAAAAACUCUGGGCUAUUCAGGAGUGGCAACCGCCAACAAAUCUGCAGCAGCUGCAAUCAUUUUUGGGUUUCGUAAAUUAUGUGCGACGGUUUAUACCCAACAUGGCGGGGUUAAGUGGACCUCUAACCAAGCUACUGCAGAAGGGAACUUUUUACGAGUGGGGGGAGAAGCAGCAAGCUGCGUUCGAGGCAUUAAAAAAUCUUUUAAUGUCGCCACCAGUACUUCGCAUCGCUGACCCGGACAGACCUUUCGAAGUCAUCACCGACGCAAGUGACAUCGCCAUUGGAGCAGUGCUCAUGCAAGAUUUCGGCAACAGGCUUCAACCAAUCGCGUACGAGUCACGGAAAAUGCAAUCUGCUGAGCGCAACUACUCGGUACACGACAAGGAGAUGUUGGCGAUCGUCCACGCCGGAACUGAUCGAAUUUGGGUCCCAAGUUAUUGUCUACUUCGCGAAUUACUAAUUCAAGAAGUCCACGAUUCGAAUUUAUCGGGACAUUUCGGGGUUGAUAAAACUCUGAAGGCGUUGCAGCGGUUUUAUUACUGGCCAGAUAUGGUGACGGACAUGCAGCGUUACGUGGCCGUGUGUCCGAUGUGCCAGCGAAUGAAAUCCUCACACCAGCGACCUACAGACUGCCCAAGACAAAGCUACUAGCUCUGGUGUUCCUAUAUCUUGGCUUGC
Messenger RNA from Closterium sp. NIES-67, 1524 nucleotides. The record is from the annotation of a GenBank genome assembly. NCBI's taxonomy places the organism in Eukaryota, Viridiplantae, Streptophyta, Zygnematophyceae, Desmidiales, Closteriaceae.